AGAGAGAGAGAGAGAGAGAGAGAGAGAGAGAGAGAGGGGGAGGGAGGGAGAGCAAAAAAGAAAGAGUGCGAGUGUUGCAGUCUUUACUCAUUCUUCAGUGGACCACGAUCAGUUCACAUCUCUCUUCUGAACACAUGCAGUCUCAUAUAGCCUGAGACAGACAGAGACAGAUAAACAGGCUGAGAGAAAGACAGACGCUGAAGGAGGUCAAAGGUUUCACGGGGACUGAAGUGGCAUGGCUCAGGGCUCUGACAAUAGCGACACCAGCUACACCAAAUCCCCCUCACCGGGCAAUAAACAGGGUUCAACGGAUGACGUAAGGAAGGUGAUGAGGAGAGAAAAGAACCGCAUCGCGGCGCAGAAGAGCCGAAUGAGACAAACGCAGAAAGCCGACAGUCUGCACCUGGAAAGUGAAAGUUUGGAGAAGGAAAACGCAGCGCUCAGAAAAGAGGUGAAAAGACUCACGGAGGAGGCCAAAUAUCUGUCCACGGUCCUGAGCAACCAUGAGCCGCUGUGCACGGGCUUGAGCGGCGCGUCCACGGAGAUUCUUUACGGCGCGCACCACGGCGCGUUCCACCAGCAUAUUAGCAUGCCGCACUACCCGCUCUGACCGGCAGAGGCCGCUGGAAUCCGCCUGUGGGCGACAGUCAAUGAACUUUGGUUUGAGUCAUUAACCACAAAACAGAUUCAUCAGCGGGCAUCGAAGAGAUCUUAAAAUCAUCUACUGAAAAUCAGAAAAAUAAAAAAAAGCGUCCAGAUGUAACGAUUUCUGUGACAAUGAUAUCUUAAUAUCAUUUUUUUCGUCUUAAGCAAAAUAAUCCCAGCUCCUCGAACAAAACCUCAUGUCUGUAAAAUGCAAGCAUCUGUAGAGUUAAAACGUUGGCUACUUGCAAAGGUGCAUGGCAAUGACACAAUGAAUGUUUUCAAUUUAGAUUUCAUUAGAAGCCACUCUACUGAUUCAUAUGAUCAUUUACUUUAUUCUAUUUCUGUGAAAUGUUUAUGAGACGACAUAUGGGACUUGAUUCUAAGAAAAAGUGAUGAUGAUUGUUUAUCCUGUUCACAGAUAUUAUGUGUGAAUGUUUUUCUAUUAUGACUCAUUUAAGAUGUUGAAUUGAUCAAACAUUCUGAAUGUACUUUAUACACAAUUCUAGCCGAUUAUUUUUAUUCUAAACCCUUUGGGAUAUUCUAAAGUUGGACAAACUGCUAAGUUAUCCUAUAUCUCAAAAUUGGAGGAAGGAACAUUUGUAUGUGUGAUCUUCUGCGAUCACCUGUGAUAAAAUAAAUAAAAACGUAAAAUAUACAGACACGUUUCAUGAAUUUGAA
Messenger RNA from Carassius carassius (crucian carp), 1323 nucleotides. Its product is annotated as basic leucine zipper transcriptional factor ATF-like. NCBI's taxonomy places the organism in Eukaryota, Metazoa, Chordata, Actinopteri, Cypriniformes, Cyprinidae. Gene Ontology annotation, molecular function: DNA-binding transcription factor activity, RNA polymerase II-specific; RNA polymerase II cis-regulatory region sequence-specific DNA binding. The record is from RefSeq and is a predicted model, not a curated record. Gene Ontology annotation, cellular component: nucleus. The coding region runs from base 236 to 610 and encodes 124 amino acids. The transcript is spliced from 3 exons. Gene Ontology annotation, biological process: regulation of transcription by RNA polymerase II.